This is a messenger RNA of Coprinopsis cinerea okayama7#130, 441 nucleotides long. RefSeq lists its product as hypothetical. The record is from RefSeq and is a predicted model, not a curated record. The transcript is spliced from 5 exons. Bases 1 to 441 code for a protein of 146 amino acids. Lineage: Eukaryota; Fungi; Basidiomycota; Agaricomycetes; Agaricales; Psathyrellaceae.
AUGAAACCGUUUGCCUUCUUUGUCGCUCUUUUCGUUCUGUCGUCUAGCUUAUUUAUGCACGUCACCGCUAUUCCUCGAGUCCACCGUGGUCCUAACGCUGCCCGCCUCGCUCGAGGACUUGGUCCAUUGCCUCCUACACGGCGCUCCCCAACCUUAGAGCUCCACGUCCAUCCAGCCUUCCCCAACAAUGCCCAGCCGGAAAGCGCGUCCAAUGUUGUAGGUGAGGAGAUGACGACUGCGGGCAAUCCCUCUCUCGCGUUGAUCCUCAGGCUUUACAACCUCAACCUCCCUCCACAAACACCCGUUGGUAAGGAGUGCACCGCUGGCUCUAAUCAGGGUCAAUGCACUGGCGGGGCACAGUUGAAGCUCUGUUGCGAUGAUAUCGCGGGCUUGCCGGUCAAUGGCAGGGUGGCUGUUUCAUGCACUGCUUUCCCCUCAUGA